Paramecium octaurelia is the source of this 2159-nucleotide messenger RNA. The record is from the annotation of a GenBank genome assembly. Lineage: Eukaryota; Ciliophora; Oligohymenophorea; Peniculida; Parameciidae.
AUGUCUCAAUUUAUCGAUCAGGAAAUAAAUGGGUACAAGGUCCAGAAAGCAAUAGGAGAGGGGAAAUUCUCGACCGUGUACAAGGCGAUGAAUAAGGAAGGGAAUGUGGUUGCGUUGAAGAAGAUUAAGGUGAUUUGUGACUCUAUGUUAGAUUUUUGAUAUGAUGGAUCCAAAACAAAGGGAGAAAUGUUUGAAGGAGGUGAAGCUAAUGCAACCCUUGGAUCAUCCAAACAUCAUAAAGUACUUGGAUUCAUUCAUUUACAACAAUGAAUUGAUUAUAGCUACAGAGUGGGCGGAGAAGGGAGAUUUGAAAAAACUAAUCAAAAAUGCUUAAUCUGAUGAUACUCCAUUUGAAGAAGUGUAAUUGUGGAAUUACAUAUUGCAAAUAGCAAGUGCAUUGGACCAUAUGCAUGAAAAGAGAAUAAUGCACAGAGAUUUGAAACCAGCAAAUAUAUUUAUAGGAGGAGAUGGCUCAUUGAAGGUUGGAGAUUUGGGUUUGGGUCGUAUAUUUUCGUCAGAGACAAUCGAAGCCUACUCCAAAGUAGGAACACCACUUUAUAUGUCACCUGAGGUAAAUUAUCAUUAAAAAGGAAGAGCUCCUUCAUGGCGAAGGGUAUGAUAUGAAAUCAGAUAUCUGGUCAUUGGGAUGCAUCGCAUAUGAGAUGGCUGAGUUCAAGAGUCCCUUCAAAUAAAGCGAGAAGAUGUCUCUCAUGGAUUUAUUUAAUAAUAUCACCAAAGGAGAAUUUAAACCAGUUUCUAAUCGAUACAGUCAAUAGUUGAGGGAUGUCAUCGAAGGCAUGAUAGUAGUCGACCCCCAAAAAAGACUUGAUGCAAGCACGGUUCUGUAGAAGUCAAAGGAGAUCCACAAUACCUUCCUUGAUACCAAGAAGACUCCAUAGAUAAUUAAUGUUUUGAUGAUGGAAGUAAUUAAAUCAUGCAAUUUAUAUAGGACAUCUAUGAGAAGUUGUCAUUAGUUCAAUAUCAUGAAUAUUUCUGUAUUCCAUUGAAAAAGAAACCAGUUUCGAAAUAUUAUUUCUCUUUAGAUGAAAACGUUAAUCAGAAUCAAAGGUUCUAUUACUUUGUUGAGUUAUGUUAUUGGCUAAUGAGUUUGCCCAAGUAAAAAAAGAAUAAAAUGGCACAGCCAAUCAAACUCAAUUAUCAUAAUGUUGAAGAAACUGCCAGAAAAUUGCUUGUUGAUAUCAAAGCUUGGGGUAUAAAAUUACCUGAAUAAUUGGGGUCUCCUCAUAUUUCAUAAGGAUGUGGAGACAUGGUUUGCUUCAUUUUAAAUGAUUUGCUAAAUAGAGAAUUGAUUAGAGUCAAUUUCAAAUUUGAAUCUCCUAACUUCGGUAAGGAUUUGGAAAGCUCUGUAAUUUAGGUUAAUAAAAUAGAUGAUGAGGAUCUUGUUGAAAUUUAAGAAGAAGAAAAUGAAAAUGAAGAAGUUGAAUAAGAUGAGUUGACUUAGAGUAUUCUAUUUUAUCAUAAGAAAUAUAAUAAUGAACAAACUGAUUACAAUCAAGUUCCUCAAGAUCGAUAAGUCAUCGAAACCAAAGUUGCAAUUAAUGAAUGGACUAAAGAGUUCAAUAGAGUUGAGAAGGAGUUUUCUAAAUUCGAAGCCAAUCUUAAAGUGAAUAAACUUUAUUUAAAGGAUUAUGAGAGAACAAUCAUGACCAUUUCCAAAUGUUCCAAAGUAAUUCCAUUAUAAUUAUUUAAGCAAUUGUCUCUUCUCUCUGAACACUUGAAAUCAAAUGAAGUUUAACAAAUUUAAUAAUAGUGGAUUGAUUAUUUGGAAUUGAUCCCUAAAUUAGAAACCAAAGUUACAGAAUCAAUACCAGAAGAUACUUAAAUCACCUUAAAAUAGAACAGGAUUAAAAUAUCAGAUUUAUAAUUAUAAAUUUCACAAUUGAAUAAAGGGAACACCGAGAAGUUAGAAAUCGAUCAACAAUUAAACCAAUAGUUAUUAGAUGUAAAGGAAAGAACACCUGUUUUGGCUGACAACAGAACUAAGCAAAAAUAAUUGAUCAAUUAAUUGAGAGUAUUGAUUUUACUCAUUAUAAUAGAAUGACAUACGGGAUAUGGACGUUAAAAUUGGCAUAAUGCAAACUCAAAUAUCAAAAUCGUAUUUUCAUACUAAUGACGUAUUAUCUGAUGAAGAAUUCUGA